Molecule: messenger RNA, 5212 nt
Organism: Onychomys torridus (southern grasshopper mouse)
Lineage: Eukaryota; Metazoa; Chordata; Mammalia; Rodentia; Cricetidae
Gene: Pde10a
Product: phosphodiesterase 10A
Exons: 22
Coding region: 377-3595 (1072 amino acids)
Biological process (GO): negative regulation of receptor guanylyl cyclase signaling pathway; signal transduction
Molecular function (GO): protein binding; 3',5'-cGMP-stimulated cyclic-nucleotide phosphodiesterase activity
Source: RefSeq, a predicted model, not a curated record
CAGCGACACUGCGGCGCUUUUCUCCGCUGCUUUGGAGCAGUCGCCGCGGCUCGGGCUUCGGAGCGCGCACAAACCACGCCCCGCCCCGCGGGCAGCGUCCCCGCAGCCCCUCGCCCGGCGGGGAAGGACGAGGAUUGUGCGCACCAGCCCGCACCGAGGCGCUGCGACUCGGGACUCGUCCCCAGCCCGGGGUCCUCUUGAAUCCCAAAGGAAACAUGAUGUGAACCCCCAGCUGGCGAAGCACCCAAGACGCGAGCGGCGGACCGGACCGGAGUCUGUGCACGCCGGGGAGGGCUGGUGCUGCGGGGGCGGAGCCCGCCGAGUGCCGGCCGCCGCGCCCUCCCGCCUGCCCCCUUGGAGGCUGGGGAGGAGGGCCAUGGCCAGCCCGGAGGAGCGGUUCGCUCCCCGCCCCCAGGCCCCGCUGCCAGCGGCUGGGGACGAGCUCGGUCGCGGCCAAGUCCGUCAGGAACCCCGGCGCGGAGAGGCCAGCGGGUGGAGCGCAGUGGGCCUGAGCUUGGCCCGGGAGCUGCCUGGCUGCGGCCGGGAGGAGCUUGCGGCGCCCCCGCCCCUGUCCCGGUCCCUGUCUCCCGCAGGCCACGCCAGCCCCGCUGGGGGCCCCAGCGCCCUCUCCGCGCUCAGCGCUGGCUGCUGCGGCUGGGUGGCGGCCCGCGCUCCCUCCGCGCUCGCCUUCUCCUCCCCUAUCCCCUCCUCCUCCUUUUCAUCUUCCUGGUACUUCUGGCCGCCGCCCCCCCUGCCCCCUCCCCCUCUCGUCCCCUCCUCAUCUGCCUUCCACCUCCCCGUGCGUCUCCCGAGAAGGGAGGGCGCAGCGGCGGCUGGAGGAGGAGGCGGCGGCGGCGAUGCUGGCGGAGGAGGAGGAGGAGGAGGACAAGAGGCAGCUCCCUUGAGCGUCCCCCCCGGCAGUAGUCACCGCAGCGGCGGUGGCAGCGGCGGGCGGCGGCGGCUCUUCCUCUCGCCUGCGAUCCUAGGCUUGCUGCUCCCAGCCCGUGCCGGGCCCCGGCCACCGCCGCCGCCGCCGCGGCUCCCCCUCCACCCGGGCGCGCGCCGCACAGACUCCCCGGGCUUUCCGGGCGCCGGCGGGGGCUGCCCUGGCCUCGGCCCAGGCUCUGCCGCCGGUGGCCGAACUCCGUGGCGGCCCCGAGGCGCCGCCUUCCCCCUAGCCACCGCCUGGCCGCUGCUCUUCAGCUCCGACAUGGAAGAUGGACCUUCUAACAAUGCGAGUUGCUUCCGAAGGCUGACCGAGUGUUUCCUCAGCCCCAGUUUGACGGAUGAGAAAGUGAAGGCCUAUCUCUCUCUCCACCCCCAGGUCUUAGAUGAGUUUGUUUCUGAAAGUGUCAGUGCGGAGACUGUAGAAAAGUGGCUGAAGAGAAAAAACAACAAAGUUGAAGAUGAAUCGGCUCCUAAGGAAGUCAGCAGGUACCAGGACACGAACAUGCAGGGAGUUGUGUACGAGCUGAACAGCUACAUAGAGCAGCGCCUGGACACAGGUGGGGACAACCACCUGCUCCUCUACGAACUGAGCAGCAUCAUCAGGAUAGCCACAAAAGCCGACGGAUUUGCACUGUACUUCCUUGGAGAGUGCAAUAAUAGUCUGUGUGUGUUCACACCUCCUGGAAUAAAGGAAGGUCAACCCCGGCUUAUCCCUGCAGGACCCAUCACCCAGGGCACCACCAUCUCUGCUUAUGUGGCCAAGUCUAGGAAAACGCUGCUUGUGGAGGACAUCCUUGGGGAUGAGCGAUUUCCGAGAGGCACUGGCCUAGAAUCAGGAACUCGAAUCCAGUCUGUUCUCUGCUUGCCCAUCGUCACUGCCAUUGGAGACUUGAUUGGCAUUCUUGAGCUGUACAGGCACUGGGGCAAAGAAGCCUUCUGUCUCAGCCAUCAGGAGGUUGCAACAGCCAAUCUGGCUUGGGCUUCCGUAGCAAUACACCAGGUGCAGGUGUGCAGGGGUCUCGCCAAACAGACCGAACUGAACGACUUCCUGCUGGACGUAUCAAAGACAUACUUUGAUAACAUAGUUGCCAUAGACUCUCUACUUGAACACAUCAUGAUAUAUGCAAAAAAUCUAGUGAACGCCGAUCGCUGCGCGCUCUUCCAGGUGGACCACAAGAACAAGGAGCUGUACUCGGACCUGUUUGACAUUGGGGAGGAGAAGGAGGGGAAGCCCGUCUUCAAGAAGACCAAGGAGAUCAGGUUUUCGAUUGAGAAGGGGAUUGCUGGCCAAGUGGCAAGAACGGGAGAAGUCCUGAACAUUCCAGAUGCGUACGCAGACCCCCGUUUUAACAGGGAAGUGGACCUGUACACGGGCUACACCACACGGAACAUCCUGUGCAUGCCCAUAGUGAGCCGCGGCAGCGUGAUCGGCGUGGUGCAGAUGGUGAACAAGAUCAGUGGCAGUGCCUUCUCCAAGACGGACGAGAACAACUUCAAGAUGUUUGCUGUCUUCUGUGCUUUGGCCUUGCACUGUGCUAACAUGUACCACAGGAUCCGCCACUCGGAGUGCAUCUACAGGGUUACCAUGGAGAAGCUGUCUUACCACAGCAUCUGCACCUCAGAAGAGUGGCAAGGCCUCAUGCGCUUCCACCUGCCGGCACGCAUCUCCCGAGAGAUCGAGCUAUUCCACUUUGACAUCGGUCCUUUCGAGAACAUGUGGCCUGGGAUCUUUGUCUAUAUGAUCCAUCAGUCUUGUGGGACAUCCUGCUUUGAACUUGAAAAAUUAUGUCGUUUUAUCAUGUCUGUGAAGAAGAACUAUCGACGGGUUCCUUACCACAACUGGAAACAUGCAGUCACGGUGGCACACUGCAUGUAUGCCAUACUUCAAAACAACUAUGGCCUCUUUACAGACCUUGAGCGCAAAGGCCUGCUCAUUGCCUGUCUGUGUCACGACCUGGACCACAGGGGCUUCAGUAACAGCUACCUGCAGAAAUUCGACCACCCCCUGGCCGCACUGUACUCCACCUCCACCAUGGAGCAGCACCACUUCUCCCAGACAGUGUCCAUCCUGCAGCUGGAGGGGCACAACAUCUUCUCCACCCUGAGCUCCAGCGAGUACGAGCAGGUGCUGGAGAUCAUCCGCAAAGCCAUCAUCGCCACUGACCUCGCCCUGUACUUUGGGAACAGGAAGCAGCUGGAGGAGAUGUACCAGGCAGGGUCGCUGAACCUCCACAAUCAGUCACAUCGAGACCGUGUAAUCGGGUUGAUGAUGACUGCCUGCGAUCUUUGUUCUGUGACAAAGCUAUGGCCAGUCACAAAACUGACAGCAAAUGAUAUCUACGCAGAAUUCUGGGCUGAGGGUGAUGAGAUGAAGAAGCUGGGCAUACAGCCCAUCCCGAUGAUGGACAGAGACAAGCGGGACGAGGUCCCUCAAGGACAGCUUGGAUUCUACAAUGCUGUGGCCAUUCCCUGCUACACCACGCUGACACAGAUCCUCCCGCCCACAGAGCCGCUGCUGAAGGCCUGCAGGGAUAAUCUCAAUCAGUGGGAGAAGGUGAUUCGUGGGGAGGAGACUGCGUUGUGGAUUUCAGCCCCAGCAGCUGGCAAAGGGGCAUCUGAGAAGCUGCCUGUGAAGGCUGAUGACUGAGCCCGGCGAGUCACCUGCCCAGCGACUGCCCCUCAUCCUGCUUCUUUGACUUUGUUCCUUUUAUUUUUAAGCUGGGGAAACCUCUCCCAGAAGGUACCAUCACACACACAUACAUACACACACACACACACACACACACACACACACACACACACACACACACAUGUGAAGCGGAUGACCCCUGCUUGCCGCACACGCCUUGGACAGUGAGAACCUGGGGCUCCACCUGACUUCUGAAUGCCAUCCGCGAACAGGCCAGCGAUGCACUGGCCUUGGAGGUGGGCAGAGACCACAAUAGGGCUUCCUGCCUGGGUCCUUCCAUGAGGGUGUGGCCAGUACCCUGGUUCUGUGCUUCGUCUCUACGGCAAUGCUGCUUGGUGGCAUUGGUUAUAAAUAGGACACAUGUCCCUGUGGUGACAUGUCACCUCCUUGUGGUAGCCUGGGACACAGGUAACGAAGGUCACAACCCACAGGUGAUAGAGAAAUUCAAGUUGUUGAUUGUAGGCAGACUAAGGGUGUGUUCUUUCGGUUUAUUUGGGGGCACAUAGGCAAGUCAGCUCCACUGAAGGAAGAAGACCUCUGCCCUUGGUCAAGGAGACACAGGGUACAUCCCAGGCAUCUAAAAAGUGCAACUCUCACUUCAAACCAUGUCAAAAAUUAAAACACUUUCCCCUCACUGUAGACUGUAGCCUUCGGCAACUUUAACCAAAUCCUUUGCACAAAGAAAAUAAAAGCAAGGCAUACACAUUUCCUCCAGCAAGAAGACCUGUGAGUAAACAAUGUGAAUUUUCAAAUCAGUUUCUUUAUAUUUUUAUUGUGUGCUAGGGCAGCAUUUUUAUCACAUCCCAAAUGAAAGAUGAUCCUAAAUAAUGUCCCCUUCCAUGCUGUAAUCCCUUCAGAGGCGCCGGACAGUGCAGCCUCAGUCUCCUGGAAUUCCGAUCUCUCCCCUCACGGUGCGGUCAGGCCCAACAGGAGGAGGUGCAGGGCCAUCACAUCGACCCCUGAUUAUGUCCUCUCUGCCACUCUCAUAUCCAGUGCUCCUCAAAGAACCCCAAGUGUGACUAGUUCUUGUGUGUGACUUUCUGGGGACUGCUGCUGUGUGAAGUUUGAGAAGGCAGCAGAGUCCUCUGGGCCCUUCCUGCUGGGUUCUGAGGAAGUCCCGGUUCACACCGUGAGGAUUCUCAUGGCAGUGGCAUGGAGUCGCUGCUUGGUGGUUCUCGCUUAGUGAAUGAGUCUUGAGAAGGUAGAGGCUGGCCAGGAAUGACGGCUCUCUCACCACUGUGGCAGGUGUGUGGAAAGUUGCUCUGAAAUGAAUUCCUGAAGUAGACUUGGAUGCGCUCGAUACUGUACACACCACUGCUUAGAGAAGCCUGGCAUUUGCAAAAAUCUAUUCAGUUUUCUUCUACAUACUGAUUGAUGUUGUAGCAGAGUGGGCUGCACACAGACCUUGUUCUCAUAUUAAUACCACGUGUUCAGUUUCCUCACGGGCUUCUGGGAAGUCUCCCUCCACAUGCCUCCAUUUGCUGUUGUCCCCACAGGAGGUAAAAGGUGAUGCAGGUGAACACCAGGGCUGUGCACACAUGCACACAUGGUGUGGGGACAAACACACAGCACACA